GUUUGUUAGUUCUGGAUGUGUUUGUUCUUGUCUGUUUCUCCAGAUCUGAAUCUCUUCUUACCUUGGCUUUCUCUUCCUGUAGACACAUAUGCUCCUCUGACAGACAUCUCUAAAGAUACUAAGCAUGUUGAAUACGGAGCCUUGUCUGGCGCUCGACGGGUUCAGACACCGGCAUCUAAACAAGCUAAGUCUAAAUCACUGCUGGGGAAACUGCGUCAAGCCCUGUCUCUUAAUCAUGAUGAGUGUGCUGGUGUAGUUUCGGCAGAUGUAGCAGAUUCCCCAAUGUUUUUAGGCUCAAAGGGCCAGGAUUGUUAUUCAGUAUUGGAUCGUGCGCCCAGAGUAAGAAGAGCUGCACCUGAGCCCCAGAAGGAUCUGUUACUGCAGCUGGUUUCUCUCCAAAAGGCGUCCGGCUGCUGGGAUCUGGACGCCACACUGGCCGAUGUGUUUGGGAAGACGGAGGAUGAGCUGACCAAUCAGAAGCCAGCACAGGUGGAUGGGUCAGUAUGGGCCACUCUCCUGGCUCUGAUCUGGUUAUACGGCUGUAAAAUAGAGCAGCAGGUGGAGUGGCAGUUUGUGGCCAUGAAGGCAGCGUCAUGGAUCGGCUCUCAGAAAGUGGGUGAUCUGUCUCAGUGUGUGUGUGCGGGGAAUGUCCUGCUCGGAUGUCAGGUGACCAAAGAGACUCUGGGAAUCUGAAGACGUCUGUGUUUCUACAUCCUGAUCCCCCAGAAGACAGAAGAACAGAAACCGUUACAUUUACUGUUACUCUGUUACUUGUUUCUUUAACAUUUAUUCUGUAUUAUUUGCUCAGAUCAACCACAAAUUGUAAUUCUAUGUGAUCUGCACUAUCAUUUGAGUUUUAUGUAU
Messenger RNA from Carassius auratus (goldfish), 864 nucleotides. Its product is annotated as von Willebrand factor A domain-containing protein 5A-like. The record is from RefSeq and is a predicted model, not a curated record. The coding region runs from base 16 to 693 and encodes 225 amino acids. The transcript is spliced from 9 exons. Lineage: Eukaryota; Metazoa; Chordata; Actinopteri; Cypriniformes; Cyprinidae.